Messenger RNA from Durio zibethinus, 2365 nucleotides. It is a transcript of the gene CYCB3;1, whose product is annotated as cyclin b3;1. NCBI's taxonomy places the organism in Eukaryota, Viridiplantae, Streptophyta, Magnoliopsida, Malvales, Malvaceae. Gene Ontology annotation, molecular function: cyclin-dependent protein serine/threonine kinase regulator activity. The record is from RefSeq and is a predicted model, not a curated record. Gene Ontology annotation, biological process: mitotic cell cycle phase transition.
AGAGGCGGGCGACGAGACCAUCUCAGAUUUCAACAUAAAGCAAACGGUUAAACAAUCCUGUCUCCCUCUCAAAACUCCUCUCUUUUACUCAUUUCUUUGAAAAGAAAAAAAGUCAAGAAAGAUCCAUAAAAUGACAUCGCUCAACGUUAAGGGAAAAACUGAGGUUAAACAUAGCUUCAGUCGCACCAGCGGUUUCAAAAUUUAUUCGCAAAAUGAAAAUUCCAUAAAUGAAGCCUCUACCAUAACGAAAUCAACUGUAGGUAGCAAAGCGGCCCCUUUAACUAUUACAACUGAUUCAAAGGGUACUGUGAAGAACAUGACAAAGGGUAAAGGAAAGUGUGAUAGUUCUGCAAAUAAAAUUGUUCGAAGAAAAGCGUUGGCUGAUCUUAGCAAUCUUACUUCUUAUAUUUCUGCGAGUAAAGUUUAUGAUGGCUCCAAACCAAUGAAGAAUGAGAGAAAUGCAUUUUUGGAACGGGUUUCAGUGGCUCCGGCUGCAAGAACUAUGAAUGUCUUACCCAGGAGAUCUUUCAAGGGAAAAGAGAGGGACCAUCUAAACCAAGGUGCUAUUAGUGUUCAUACUUCUAAGACAGAAGGUAUUAAAGAUCUGAAGACCUCGUUGAAUGACCAAAGUGUUACAGCCAAGAAUUCAGAUCAUAAAUCUGUUGUUACUAAUGGCAGGACAACCAAGAAAUUGCUUGUACCCAUGAGGAAGUCUUUACCAGUUUUAAAGAAGGAAAAAGCUACAGAAGCUAGCAGGAUUAUGAGUAAGGCUAAAGUUUGUGAGACUUCAAAGCAAUCAAACAAUGCAAAGAGCCAUCUUUCGAGGAACCGAGGGAGUGAUGGCUUUAUAAUAAGGGCUCCUAAAGGUCAAUCUAAUUCAGCUGCUCAUAUCUUGCCAAGAUCUUUAAAGUCAAUUGUUAAGACUACACUCAGACCUUCCAAUGCUCAAAAAGCUUCAAAAUCCAAGUGUUCAUCAGGUUCUAGAAAACCAGAAUCCAUUGCUGCAAUCCCAUCCAAGAAAGAUGUGGAAUGUUCUCAUCAAGAGGAUAGUGCAGCGGUAAUUUCCAAUGAAGCCAGUCAAAUCGAUCUUUUGUCUAAUGGCACCAGUGGUGCCAGCAUCAACAUGCCAGAUGUCCCAGUUAGGAAGAAAGCUAAACGUAGGAGAUCUUAUACUUCGUUAUUGAUGACAAGAUCAAAGCUACUUGAGGAUUAUGGUGGAGUCAAGGAAGAAGAAAAGCUACCAGACAUUGAUAAUGAUGGAAAUUCGUUGGAAGUUGCUCAAUACGUUGAUGAGAUUUAUCAGUAUUAUUGGGUUACUGAGGCACUGAGUCCAUCUCUGGAAAAUUAUAUGUCUAUACAGACAGAUAUUACUCCUCAUAUGAGGGGCAUAUUGAUCAACUGGCUGAUCGAGGUGCACCUCAAAUUUGAUUUAAUGCAAGAAACACUUUAUCUCAUGGUCACAUUGUUAGAUCGAUUUCUCUCAGAGGUCCAAAUAAAGAAGAAUGAUAUGCAGCUGGUUGGUCUUACUACACUUUUGCUGGCAUCAAAAUAUGAGGAUUUUUGGCAUCCUAGGGUCAAAGAUUUAAUUAGCAUAUCAGCUGAGACUUACACUAGUGAACAAAUGCUUAAAAUGGAGAAGCUUGUUCUUAAAAUGUUGAAGUUUCGCCUAAAUACACCUACUCCAUAUGUUUUCAUGUUAAGGUUUAUCAAGGCUGCUCAAUCAGACACCAAGCUUGAACAUCUAUCUUUCUACCUCAUUGAGCUGUGCUUGGUUGAAUAUGAAGCAUUGAAGUUCAAGCCCUCCUUGCUAUGUGCAUCAGCUAUCUAUGUUGCUAGAUGUACCCUUCAAAUGACUCCAUCUUGGACCCCGUUGCUUUGCAAACAUGCACACUAUGACGUGUCAGAAAUCAGGGAAUGUGCAGAAAUGAUUUUAAGAUUCCAAAGAGCAGCCAGAUGGGGACAGUUGAAGGUCACAUAUGAAAAGUAUAUGAGUAUUGAGCUCAGUGGAGUUGCAGCUAUCAAACCCUUGGACACACUUCCUUCAACUUGAUGCAUGAACUUGCAUGGGUUUAUUUUUUAAAUAUAAAGGUUUAUGUUCCCUGGAUUGGAAUUGAACUUGAAGGUUUUACCACUUGUAACCCUAUAAUUGUUGUUCAUAGCAUGCAUGUGUGAUUUAAAAACAAUGGAGGAGAAACCGAGGCUGGUUUCCAGUUGCUGUUGUUGAUAAUUUUUUUAUUCCAGCUAUCCUUCUUCAUGUUUUUGAGAAUGAGGAUUGCAACAGUUUUUUCAAUGUUGGCUUUGAUGAUACAUCAGUGAUAGCUUUUUGAAUACCAGGUUCUAACUUUUUAGGAUGGCAAAAAGCAGA